Sturnus vulgaris (Common starling) is the source of this 1617-nucleotide messenger RNA. The record is from RefSeq and is a predicted model, not a curated record. Lineage: Eukaryota; Metazoa; Chordata; Aves; Passeriformes; Sturnidae.
CUAAAAGCACCUUUCACCCCAAACCUGACUCGCAGGGUGCUGGGCUGCCCCAGGAGCUCCUGUCCCCGUGUUCUCCCCAGGUGUCAUCCACACUGUGUGGGGAGGGUGCUUGGUCCCAGAUGGAGCAGGGGGAUACAGAAAUUAGCACUAGAGGGGAAGACAGGCCCCUGGUCCUCAAAGCACGAGGAAUCCCUGCAUGGCCCACCUUAAUCCAUCCCCCAGGAGCUGAGGAGGCCUUUGAACACCGUGAUGUGGUCAUCAACACCCAGGACAAAGUUUCAGAUCUGUACACACAGCUGGAGAAGCUGGGGGAGGGGAAAUUCGGGACAGUCUACAGGCUGCAGGAAAAGGCCACCAGCAAAAUCCGGGCUGGGAAAUAUUUCCGGACACGCACAGCGAAGGAGAAGCAGGCGGCUCGGGCCGAGGUGGAGCUGAUGAACCUCCUGCAUCACCCACGCCUCGUGCAGUGCCUCGACGCCUUCCAGGGCCCCACUGAGCUGGUGAUGGUGAUGGAGUACGUGGCAGGGGGGGAGCUCUUUGAGCGCAUCGUGGACGACGACUUCGAGCACACAGAGCCCAGCAGUGCCCAGUAUGUGCAGCAGAUCCUGGAGGGGCUGCAGUUCAUGCACGGCCAGGCCAUUGUCCACCUUGACCUCAAACCCGAGAACAUUGUCUGUGUCAGCCCUGGCAGCCACUGGAUCAAGAUCAUCGACUUUGGCUUGGCACGGAAGCUGGCUCCAGACACCCCUGUGAAGGUCUUGCAUGGCACCCCCGAAUUCAUGGCUCCAGAAGUGGUUGCCUUUGAGCCUGUGAGCUUCUCCACAGACAUGUGGAGUGUUGGUGUCAUCUGCUACAUCCUGCUGAGUGGGGAGUCACCCUUCCAGGGGGACACUGACAUGGAGACACUGAGCAAUGUCACAGCUGCUCAGUGGGACUUUGAGGAGGAGACCUUCUCAGAGAUCUCCCAGCAAGCCAAGGACUUCAUCAGCCAACUGCUGCAGAAGGACCCCCGCCAGCGGCUCCCCAGUGCAGGGGCUCUGCUGCACCCCUGGCUGCAGCACCCCCAGCCCAGCAGCCCCAAGGUGCUGUCCAAGGAGAGGAUCCGGCAGUUCCUGGCACGUCGGAAGUGGCAGGUACCUGCUGGGGUGAUGGGGACAUGGGGGUGGCUCUGGCUGAAGGGCUCAGUGCCCAUUCUCUUCCCCCAGAAAACAGGAAAAGCCCUGCUGGCUCUCAAGAGGAUGACCUUGCUGUCCCAGAGCCUGGAGGGGAAGGCAUCUGAGGCUCAGGAUGAGGAAGGCUUGGAGAAGGAACAGCCCUCGGGGGCUCUGCCCCAGCAAGGUCCCAACCCCUCGAAGCUGCUGACAGACCAGGAGGAGGAAGAUGGUGGUGGGAGCACUGCAGCCUCAGGGCAGUGACAGUGUGGGCCUGUCACCCCCAUCCUGGACCACCUCGAGACAGGGAUGAUGCCUCCAGCAGCUCCCACAGUGACCUGGCCAGCCUGGGACACACCCAGAGCCCUGCUGUGGGUGAGUUCUGGGGUCCCAUGGUGUCCCUGUGCUGCUGUCCCUGCAAGGAAUGCAGACACCUGUCCCCAAUAAAGCACUGACAAUCUCUGCA